Messenger RNA from Pundamilia nyererei, 1854 nucleotides. RefSeq names its product zinc finger protein 501-like. The transcript is spliced from 2 exons. The coding region runs from base 39 to 1319 and encodes 426 amino acids. Lineage: Eukaryota; Metazoa; Chordata; Actinopteri; Cichliformes; Cichlidae. The record is from RefSeq and is a predicted model, not a curated record. Gene Ontology annotation, biological process: regulation of transcription by RNA polymerase II. Gene Ontology annotation, molecular function: RNA polymerase II cis-regulatory region sequence-specific DNA binding; DNA-binding transcription factor activity.
UGUUGUGUGAGCUGAGUGUGUGAGCUGCGGCAGCAACGAUGCCUUCAGCUCAGUAUCUGAGAGAGUUCAUCAACGAGCGACUAACUGCUGCUGCUGAACAAAUAUUCUUGGAGUUUGAAAAAACGAUCGUCCAGUACGAGGAAGAGAUCGACCGUCAGCGCAGACUGCUGGAUAUCACCUGGAAACCCCAAAUCAAGCUGCACAGGACAGACGUCCCACAGCAGCAUGUCUGUGAGGAGGAGGAGGAGGAGGAGGAGGAGGUUCUCACUGAGCAGCAGCUCUGGAACCAGGAGAGGAGCUCCAGUGUGGACCAGGAGGAACCAGAAGCUCCACAGAUUAAAGAGGAACAGGAGGAGUUCUGUCAGGAGGUGAGCCAGGAGACUGAGACCUUCAUGGUGGAAGAAAGUGAGAAAGGAAGCAAGAAUGCUGACUCAGGAUUAACUGCGAGUUUCGGUUUAAAGCCAAAAACGAGAAAUCGCAGACGUCUCGGUGCAGACGACGCUCCGAGCCAGCGUCACUCUGACACGGCCAGCAAAUCUGUAACAUGUGACGUUUGUGGAAAAGGCUUCAAGUACAGAUCCCGGAUGCAAAGACAUCAGAGAAUCCACACAGGCGAGAAGCCGUAUCCCUGUGAGAUGUGUGGGAAAGGUUUUUCUCAGAAGGAUGCUCUGACUGUGCACAUGAGAACACACACAGGUGAUAAGCCUUAUGUUUGUAACACCUGUGGGAAAAGAUGCUUGACCUCAUCGACCCUUACCCGGCACGCCGCGGUCCACACGUGCCAGAAGCCCUAUUCCUGCAAAACGUGUGGGAAAGGUUUUGCUCAAAAGUCCAUUUUGCUGGUCCACACGAGAGUGCACACCGGCGAGAAGCCCUAUCUGUGCAACAUCUGUGGGAAGAGAUUUUUUAAAUUGUCAACGUUUAACAUGCACAUGUUUAUCCACGCAGAUGAAAAGCCGUAUUCUUGCCAAACAUGUGGGAAAGGUUUUAAUCGAAGAACUGAUUUGUACGUCCACAGCAGAAUUCACAGAGGUGAGAAACCGUUUUGUUGCCCAACGUGUGGCAAGUCUUUCAAUCGGCGCAGUAAUUUAUUAUCCCACACAAAAAUCCACACGAGUGAGAAGCCCUAUUCCUGCGAAACGUGCGGGAAGUCUUUCAAUCGAGGCAGUAAUCUGUUACGCCACAUGAGGUCUCACACAGGGGAGAAGCCUUAUGUUUGCAAGAGCUGUGGGACCAGGUUCGCUGACUCGUCGUCACUUAAAAGGCACAGAGGAGGAGCUGCUGAAUGUGGAAGAAAAGCUUCUUUAAAAUCCUCCUGAGAAACCACACAGCUGAGAGGCUGUGACUGUAUCAGCGUUACUGCACCACGCAGCGGAGACGUCCUCUUGCUGUGCACCAUGACAUCUGCCACUGAAUUAAUCGAGUGGCACUAGCAGUGGGAGUGGGCGUGUGUUUUUGAGUCUAAAGAUAUGUUUUGAGAAAAUCUUGGUUAUUCAGUCUGUGUGCCUGUAUGUGCUUCCUGUGGUAAUGUCAAUUUCCACAACAGCCUCUGUGGAAUUUUGUCACAACAGUGGGAAGUGGAGGGGAAGCCACUGGGAGUCUGAAGUUUUCAACAAGCAGCUUCUAUAAGUUCUCUUUCCUUCCAGAGUCUGACGAACCUUUUCUCCCUUACAUUCGUCGCUGUGGCUCACGUGCUCCUGAACUUUAGUGUGGCUGUGCCACGAGCUCAUUUGUAGCCCAUCAGUUUUCUCCCACUUACAGACCUCACUCUCUCGCUAUCCACCUGCUCGUCCGUGGAGCGGAUAUGCAAGUGUUCUCAGCUGAAUCAUGGGGUAAGAUAAGAUAACCUUUAUU